Haliotis rubra (blacklip abalone) is the source of this 1833-nucleotide messenger RNA. Its product is annotated as GATA zinc finger domain-containing protein 14-like. The record is from RefSeq and is a predicted model, not a curated record. Lineage: Eukaryota; Metazoa; Mollusca; Gastropoda; Lepetellida; Haliotidae. The transcript has a single exon. Bases 1 to 1833 code for a protein of 610 amino acids.
AUGGGUCUUCACAGGAAGGAAAGAGGAAGUUUCUCCAGCCAUCACCGGUACAGUACCAACCAUAACAGCCACAGCACCAACCACCACAGCAGGAGUACCAUCCACCACAGCAGGAGUACCAUCCACCACAGCAAGAGUACCAUCCACCACAGCAGGAGUACCAUCCACAACAGCAAGAGUACCAACCACCACAGCAAGAGUACCAUCCACCACAGCCAGCAAGAGUACCAACCACCACAGCAAGAGUACCAACCUCCACAGCAAGAGUACCAUCCACCACAGCCAGCAAGAGUACCAACCACCACAGCAAGAGUACCAACCUCCACAGCAAGAGUACCAUCCACCACAGCAAGAGUACCAUCCACCACAGCAAGAGUACCAACCACCACAGCAAGAGUACCAUCCACCACAGCCGGCAAGAGUACCAACCACCACAGCAAGAGUACCAACCUCCACAGCAAGAGUACCAUCCACCACAGCAAGAGUACCAACCACCACAGCAAGAGUACCAACCACCACAGCAAGUGUACCAUCCACCACAAUAAGAGUACCAACAACCACAGCAAGAGUACCAACCACCACAGCAAGAGUAACAACCACCACAGCAAGAGUACCAACCUCCACAGCAAGAGUACCAUCCACCACAGCAAGAGUACGAACCACCACAGCAAGAGUACCAAUCACCACAGCAAGAGUACCAUCCACCACAGCAAAAGUACCAUCCACCACAGCAAUAAUACCAACCACCACAGCAAGAGUACCAACCACCUCAGCAAGAGUACCCACCACCACAGCAAGAGUACCAUCCACCACAGCAAGAGUACCAUCCACCACAGCAAAAGUACCAUCCACCACAGCAAGAGUACCAACCACCACAGCAAAAGUACCAUCCACCACAGCAAGAGUACCAACCACCACAGCAAGAGUAACAACCACCACAGCAAGAGUACCAUCCACCACAGCAAGAGUACCAACCACCACAGCAAGAGUACCAUCCACCACAGCAAGAGUACCAUCCACCACAGCAAGAGUACCACCCACCACAGCAAGAGUACCAACCUCCACAGCAAGAGUACCAACCACCACAGCAAGAGUACCAUCCACCACAGCAAAAGUACCAACCUCCACAGCAAGAGUACCAUCCACCACAGCAAGAGUACCAACCACCACAGCAAGAGUACCAUCCACCACAGCAAGAGUACCAUCCACCACAGCAAGAGUACCACCCACCACAGCAAGAGUACCAACCUCCACAGCAAGAGUACCAACCACCACAGCAAGAGUACCAUCCACCACAGCAAAGUACCAACCUCCACAGCAAGAGUACCAUCCACCACAGCAAGAGUACCAACCACCACAGCAAGAGUACCAACCACCAUAGCAAGAGUACCAUCCACCACAGCAAGAGUACCAUCCACCACAGCAAAAGUACCAUCCACCACCUCAAGAGUACCAACCACCACAGCAAGAGUACCAACCACCACAGCAAGAGUACAACCACCACAGCAAGAGUACCAUCCACCACAGCAAGAGUACCAUUCACCACAGCAAAAGUACCAUCCACCACAGCAAGAGUACCAACCACCACAGCAAGAGUACCAUCCACCACAGCAAGAGUACCAUCCACCACAGCAAGAGUACCAUCCACCACAGCAAGAGUACCAUCCACCACAGCAAGAGUACCAUCCACCACAGCAAAAGUACCAUCCUAAACAGCAAGAGUACCAACCACCACAGCAAGAGUACCAACCACCACAGCAAGAGUACCAUCCACCACCACCCUGCAGUACCAGCACCACUCCGUCAGACAUACAACGCAAAACACUGCAGUGA